Molecule: messenger RNA, 3823 nt
Organism: Populus euphratica (Euphrates poplar)
Lineage: Eukaryota; Viridiplantae; Streptophyta; Magnoliopsida; Malpighiales; Salicaceae
Product: protein tesmin/TSO1-like CXC 2
Exons: 13
Coding region: 417-3245 (942 amino acids)
Molecular function (GO): DNA-binding transcription factor activity
Source: RefSeq, a predicted model, not a curated record
AUGGAUUCUCCUAAAACCACCACCGCAACAACCACCAUCUCCGCCACCACCGCUGUCAGUUUAUCAGAUUCUCCUCCAGUUCAAUGGAAGGGCUUAAAAUUAGGGAUGCAUUUUUUUUUUUAUGCCGGUGGAGAUAUGUGAAAUUGCUUCUAUUUAGUAAUUGAUGAUCAAAGUUGAAGAUAUUUGGUUCAUAGGGAUUGUAGACUUUGCGAUCAGAUUUUGCUGUUGUUGUAGGAAUAGGUUUUGAAGUGACAAUGGUGGUGUUAUUGGCUUUCUGAUGGAGGGAUGUAUUGAAUAUUUUGGUUUUGCAAACAUGUCUUUGUUUCUCUAUAGCAUUUAGUUUUGUUCAAGUACAAAGAGUUGUAUCGGACCUGCCUGUACGUGGAUUAUGGUUUUUUUUAUGUAUUAUGUGUUAAAUGAAGACCCAUCAAAGAGAAAAAUGCUGUGGAGGCUGUUAUGAUUACUUAUUUUUAUUAUUUUUUCUGUGUGGUGUUGUGGAUGAAUUGAAAUUAUCUUUUGGAAUUACAGUUGGUGGAGAGUGUAAGAUUUUGAUUUUCUCUUGUUCUGUUUCUGGCUUUCUACACUUCAACUUGUGGGAAUCCCCGUUUUCUAAUUACAUAAGCAGGCUAUCCCCUAUUAAGCCUGUCAAAGAUUCGCAUGUAGCACAAGGACUCCUAGGAAUCAAUUCUCCUCCACUUGUCUUCACGUCACCACGGAUGUUAUCAGACCGCCAAACAAAUUUCCUGCGAAGGUUUCAAUGUCCUCAGAUAUCUGGGGCAGAGAUAUCCAAGAAUGAUGGUGGAAGCAAGAAAUCUGCUGAUGGUCCAGAGGACCUGAGGAAAUCUAGCACCUAUUUGAAUAGCAGGCUGAUUGUUGAUGUCCAGAAGAGCAAUAAUAUCAACAACAACUCUGAACAAGACCAACCUGGCAGCUUCUCAGGGUGCGUUGAUGAGUACUUAUCUGAUCCCGUGGAUGUAGAUUGUGCAGACUCAGUUAAUUUGGUAAGCCAAAUUGUGAAAAGAUCUGACGAUGCACAUCAGUCAUCAGAAAGUAAUUUAACCAACUCGAAAAUAGCUAUACUAGAAUCAGAUGGCAUAAUUGAUACGGAGACAAAAGGGGAAGCGUCUCAGGCCAUGCCUGAGCAAGAUGGAGAGGAUCCUAAGGAGCAGUCAACAACUGAAACCAAGAAGGAAAAAAUUGAAGAGGAAGGAAACAUUGUUGAACAACCAUCUCAUGUCUGCCCAAAUUUUGUGUCUGACUUGCUUGUGGAUCAUGCUUCCAGGCAACAACAAUGUGACACUUUAGGGGCUCAGGCUGCUCCUCCACAUGAAGAUUAUGGUGAGGAUGGGGUAACUGUCUUGCAUGGACCUGUUCAACUCAUAACACACCAUGGUUCAGAGGUCAGUCAGCUCCAACGUGGCAUGAGUAGACGCUGCCUUCAGUUUGAAGAAGCUCAACAGAAAACACCUAUGGAUGGCACAUAUUCUCUUGAUUCAGCAAUCACUAUAAUUGGUUCAAUAUCAUCUUCUUCCAAUACAGAAUUGGAGAUUUUGGAUUCAUCUCAGGUGGAGUUACCCAGCUCUUCCAGCAAGAAGCAAACGAUGUUUGUGUCCAAGCCAUCCGGUUUUGGCUUGCAUCUCAAUAGCAUUGUCAACACUUUGCCAAUAGGAUGCAGUGCAUCAGAACCUAUCAUGAGCCACCAUUCAGCUGGGUACAGAAUUAGUUGCUCCAAACUACCCAAUUUAGUUGAAAGAGUCUCUUCAACUGCAGAAGAUGAAGUGCUCUCACUUGCCACAGGAUCUGCCAUUUCCGAGUCUCUUCGCCCCAAGGAAACUUUAAAUAAGUUGCAGCCACCUGAGCAUCAGGUAACCCCACACAAUAAGAGGAGAUUUAGCUCAGAGCAUGCUGACAAUUUUGAGUUCAACCAAUCAAGCCCCAAGAAGAAAAGGAAGAAAGUAUCAAGCACUGAUGGUGAUGGUUGCAAACGUUGUAACUGUAAGAAGACAAGAUGCUUGAAACGAUAUUGUGAUUGUUUUGCGGCCGGAAUCUAUUGUGCCGAAACUUGUGCUUGCCAUGGGUGCUUGAACAGGCCUGAAUACGAGGAUACUGUUCUUGAAGCACGGCAACAAAAAGAAUCGCAUAAUCCACUUGCUUUUGCUCCGAAGAUUGUACAGCACGUGACUGAGUUUCAUGCAAUCAAUGUGGAAGAUGCAGGCCUGUUUACGCCGUCCUCAGGUAGGCAUAAGACAGGAUGCAAUUGCAAAAGGUCAAUGUGUGUGAAAAAAUAUUGUGAAUGCUAUCAGGCUAAUGUUGGAUGCUCCAAUGCUUGUCGAUGUGAAGGGUGCAAAAAUAUCCAUGGUAGGAAAGAAGAAUAUGGUAUGACAGAAGAAAUAGUAAGUAAUAGAGCUAAUGAAGAAAGGGUAGAAAGUAUGGCUGAUAACAAAUUCAAAAUGAUUGCAAACAAUAAAUUUUUACAUGCCGAGCUAUAUGAUCUGCGCAGCCUCACACCACCAACACCGUCAUUCGAAUACUCAAGCCAUGGAAAGGAGGCAGCAAAAUCCCGACUCCUUCCGGGUAGGUAUGUUCUAUCGUCCGAGCCUGAUUUUUCCAUGCUGCCAUCUUAUGCAAAAUCCACAAGUUCUCCUAGCAAUUUACAUGCCAAUGACAAGCUUCGCAAAACUAGUAAAGCCCUCGACGUAGUUUCCCACGGCCAGGAACUGGAUUAUAACAUCACUGAGACAAUGGGACAAUUCUCACCACUAUUUGAUGAACUAGCCGAUUUUUCUGAUCAUACUCCAUUGCCAAAUCCUUACCCCAUCAUGAUGGCUUCGUCUUCAUCUAAAACGCGGGACACGGCAAUUAAUUCACAGCUUCGUCUGUAUCAUGGAAAUGGUCGUCUCUCAUCUGCUGGUUCUCUUCAAUGGCGGAGUUCACCAAUUACGCCAAUAACUCGGUUAGUUGAGACCAAAACUCAAGCACUUGACUCCGGUUGUGGGCUUUAUGACAUUUUGAAAGAUGACACACCCGAAAUAUUUAAGGAAUCUCCUACCCCUCUCACAUCUGUUAAAGCAAGUUCUCCUCAUAAAAAGCGAGUUUCUCCUCCUCGUGAUCACAUCCAUGAGUUUCAAUCGAGCUCGUCAGCAAGCUUGAAAAGUGGGCGCAAGUUCGUAUUGAAGUCUGUGCCUUCUUUCCCUCCCCUCACUCCCUGUAUCGAUCCCAAAGAUCGCACCCAACAGAAAUACUAGAAAAAUAGAUAUUUGUUAGUGAUGUUGGAUAUACUUCAUUCAAGGAAAGUACAUAUAUAGCUAUGAUCAGGUUCCGACAUGGACCUCAUAUGGUUCUUAAUUGAUAAGUUAGAUACUUGAUUGUCACAAUCUUUCUUAAGUAGGUGUGUCGAGUGACCACAGAUUCAGGGUAUACGUGAACUCAUGCAAGAGAUGUAGUCAGGCAUGAUCAUCAUAUUCAAUCUUUUAUGUUUGCUCCUUUUUCCAAUUUCAAUUCAUAUCUUUCUGUUUUGCAAUUGGAUGUUUCUACUGUUGAUUUGAUUUCAUUCAUGGCUGGUGGAAGGAACUGAAGGCUGAUCUUGUUUGUUAAAGAAUGUGGAGGAGGGUAGAAAGUUGUUGGAAGAGGGAGGAUAAUUAUUUUCCCCCUUUUCCGUUGCGAUCAAUUACGCCUUUCUGUCCUUUUCUUCUUCCCUCUUUACCUUCCUUUUAGGCUUGUAGUAUGUCAUGCAGCUCGGGUGGGAAUCAUCCUCUUUGCAUGGGACAGGUUGACUCAUUAGCCCUGAUGCAUGUAUAUAAAGGCCUCCUUUUCUCUUAGUAAU